Symphalangus syndactylus (siamang) is the source of this 2791-nucleotide messenger RNA. RefSeq names its product SH3 domain containing GRB2 like 1, endophilin A2 (gene SH3GL1). Gene Ontology annotation, cellular component: cytoplasm; glutamatergic synapse; presynapse. The record is from RefSeq and is a predicted model, not a curated record. Gene Ontology annotation, molecular function: protein binding. Gene Ontology annotation, biological process: synaptic vesicle uncoating. NCBI's taxonomy places the organism in Eukaryota, Metazoa, Chordata, Mammalia, Primates, Hylobatidae.
AUCCUGGCCGCGCGGGCGCGCGAGCGGCUGAGGCGGCUCCGGAGCGGGCGCGGAGCUGGCAAGCGGGUGGCGGAGGCGGUGCCGACGGGGACUGCUGAGGCGCGCAGAGGGUCGGCGGCGCCCAGGAGGCUGUCGCUGGCGCGGUCCGGGCGGGAGGCUCGGCGGCGGGCGGCAACAUGUCGGUGGCGGGGCUGAAGAAGCAGUUCUACAAGGCGAGCCAGCUGGUCAGUGAGAAGGUUGGAGGGGCCGAGGGGACCAAGCUGGACGAUGACUUCAAAGAGAUGGAGAAGAAGGUGGAUGUCACCAGCAAGGCGGUGACAGAAGUGCUGGCCAGGACCAUCGAGUACCUGCAGCCCAACCCAGCCUCGCGGGCUAAGCUGACCAUGCUCAACACGGUGUCCAAGAUCCGGGGCCAGGUGAAGAACCCCGGCUACCCACAGUCGGAGGGGCUCCUGGGCGAGUGCAUGAUCCGCCACGGGAAGGAGCUGGGCGGCGAGUCCAACUUUGGCGACGCAUUGCUGGAUGCCGGCGAGUCCAUGAAGCGCCUGGCAGAGGUGAAAGACUCCCUGGACAUAGAGGUCAAGCAGAACUUCAUUGACCCCCUCCAGAACCUAUGCGAGAAAGACCUGAAGGAGAUCCAGCACCACCUGAAGAAACUGGAGGGCCGCCGCCUGGACUUUGACUACAAGAAGAAGCGGCAGGGCAAGAUCCCCGAUGAGGAGCUACGCCAGGCACUGGAGAAGUUUGAGGAGUCCAAGGAGGUGGCAGAAACCAGCAUGCACAACCUCCUGGAGACCGAUAUCGAGCAGGUGAGUCAGCUCUCGGCCCUGGUGGACGCACAGCUGGACUACCACAGGCAGGCCGUGCAGAUCCUGGAUGAGCUGGCUGAGAAGCUCAAGCGCAGGAUGCGGGAAGCUUCCUCACGCCCUAAGCGGGAGUAUAAGCCCAAGCCCCGGGAGCCCUUUGACCUCGGAGAGCCUGAGCAGUCCAAUGGGGGUUUCCCCUGCACAACAGCCCCCAAGAUUGCAGCUUCGUCGUCUUUCCGAUCUUCCGACAAGCCCAUCCGGACCCCUAGCCGAAGCAUGCCGCCCCUGGACCAGCCGAGCUGCAAGGCGCUGUACGACUUCGAGCCCGAGAACGACGGGGAGCUGGGCUUCCGUGAGGGCGAUGUCAUCACGCUGACCAACCAGAUCGACGAGAACUGGUACGAGGGCAUGCUGGACGGCCAGUCGGGCUUCUUCCCGCUCAGCUACGUGGAGGUGCUUGUGCCCCUGCCACAGUGACUCACCGGUGCCCCUGCCCCGCCCCUCCGUCCACACUGGCCGGCACCCCCUGCUGGGUCUCCUGCAUUCCACGGAGCCCCUGCUGCCAGGGCUGUGUCCGAGCCUGCUGACACCACCUGGGCCCCGGCCCUUGAGGUACUCCCUGAGCAGGGCCCCACGCAUGGGUCGGGGGGCCUAUCUGGGUGGGUGGGGAUGCCUGUUUACACUAGCGCUGACCCACAAUGGUGACGGCUCCCUUCCCCACUCCAUGGCGCCAGCCUCCGCGCCCAGCUGGCCGAGGCGGGGCAACACUAAGGUGCUCUUAGAAACACUAAUGUUCCUCUGGGGCAGCCCCCACCUCCGUCCUGACCCCACGGGGGCCCAGCCCACUGCCUACCCUCGAGUCCCACAGCCUUAACAGGAUGGGAUCGAGCGUCCCCGUGGGGUGGCUCAGAGAUAGGACCCUGGUUUUAAAUCCCCUCCCAGCCUGGUGCUGGCGAUGGGCCUUGGCCUAAUGCACCCCCGCCUCACACAUGCACUCCUUCUCCCCAACGCCAGGGCAGAGGGCCUUACUGCCUCCCCGGCCUGCUGUCAGCUUGCAGCCCGGGGACAGAGGCCAGCUGGGAUCUGCCCAAGGACAGAGGACAUGGUCUCUUGCUGGGCGCGGUGGCUCACGCCUGUAAUCCCAGCACUUUGGGAGGCUGAGGCAGGUGGAUCACGAGGUCAGGAGAUCGAGACCAUCCUGGCUAACACAGUGAAACCCUGUCUCUACUAAAAAUACAAAAAAUUAGCCGGGCGUGGUGGUGGGUGCGUGUAGUCCCAGCUACUCGGGAGGCUGAGGCAGGAGAAUGGUAUGAACCCGGGAGGCGGAGCUUGCAGUGAGCAGAGAUUGCACCACUGCACUCCAGCCUGGGCGACAGAGCAAGACUCCGUCUCAAAAAAAAAAAAAAAGAGAACAUGGUCUCCUGCAGGGCCCUGCCUCCCAAGCCCCGCCCUCAGAAAGCCAAGUACAUUUUCAGCUUUUUAACUGCCCCCAUCCAAGCCCAGGGAGGCCUGUGUCACUCUGGCACAAGCUGCCACCACCAGCCACCCACACACCCCCCAGCACACCUCACACGGGACCACAGCCGCGCUGCCAAGGGCCAAGCACAAAGGCUCCAGUGAGCGAAUGUUCCAGCCCCUGGUGGCCAGGCCUCCCCUUGCUGAGCCGCUUGCCAGCCCACCCUGUGGGAAGUGGCCCCAGCCAUCUCCUCUAGACCAAGGCAGGCAGCCCCGACAUCUGCUUCCUCUGUCGCCCAAUCCAAAAUCGAUGAAAUGGGGGGUCCUCUGGGCCACGCCACAUUCACAUUCCCCUCCCCCUGUGGUCCAGUGAACCCUCCGGACCCCAGGCUCUGCUCUGCCCUGCACCCCACUCGUCAGAAGUACAUGAGGGGCGCAGAGAUGAGCACACAGCUUUGGACACAGUCCAAGGCAAACUGAAAUGUAUGCCUGAAUUUUGUAAACAGAAGUAUUAAAUGUCUCUUUCUACA